Molecule: messenger RNA, 1912 nt
Organism: Eupeodes corollae
Lineage: Eukaryota; Metazoa; Arthropoda; Insecta; Diptera; Syrphidae
Exons: 6
Coding region: 123-1772 (549 amino acids)
Biological process (GO): maturation of 5.8S rRNA; maturation of LSU-rRNA
Cellular component (GO): preribosome, large subunit precursor; Las1 complex
Molecular function (GO): endonuclease activity
Source: RefSeq, a predicted model, not a curated record
GACAUUUCCCGGCUCGGCUCGCACAUGUUGAUGAAUUUGUAUUUGUUUACAAAAGUACAAAUUUUACUUUCCUUAACUUUAAUUAAAAUCUAAAACGAUUUCAGAGAAAAUAUCUAACAAAAAUGGAUGAAAUCAACAUUCAAGAUAAUCAAGACUUGAAUGAAUCUUUUGACGAUGUCACAGUGAAGAAGACAAAGCGUAAAACUUUGGUAGCGCCCUGGAAAAACAUUGAAGAAUUCAAUAAAGUAUACUCCUGGAUAUAUGGAGAAAAGUCGACAAAUGAAACCAAAGUACUUGCAUGUCGACAAAUGACAGUGUGGAAGAUCCGUCGAGCAAAUCUAACCCCGGCUGCAAUUUUGGGAACUUUAGUUAUUCUGGAAAUCCAAUUAAGAGACUCAAAAAAUGACUCCACGUGUAGCGCAGAAGAACUCAAAGAACUACAAAUUCUCUACGCCAGUGCAUUCACACGAUUCUUCAACUACAUGUCCUCCAUAAUGCAAACACAGUCCCAAAACAUGAAGACCAUGUACGAAACAGCCAAGGAACUUAACUUGCGCUCAUUUGUUGUCGACCUGAGACACAUCUGUGCCCACGGGCAAGACAUGCCAUCCAUUGAAAUCCUCCGCAGUGCUUCCAAGUAUUGUCUGCGUUGGUUGGAGGAUUUCUAUUGGAAGAGUCAGAGCCACAGCAUGCAGAAUGUCGAUAUACGAGAUGUUCGCUCCAAGGACACAACCAACUUUGAGCAAAACGUCUGGAAUCUAUUCCAGUUGUACGACGCAGCCUUGAAAUGUUGUUUGAAGGGCGACAAGAUCAACAAGAAAUCUCCAAGAUGGGAGAGAUUACUUGAGCCGAUCUCCGAUCCCAAUAAAUUUAAUUUGAGUCCUUUCGAGAUUCUGGGUUUGGCUGUUAAGAACCUGGGAAAUGAAGUUAAACGAGAAAGGAACACAAUGGACCUUUCGGACGUCUACGUUGAUGCCUUCCUUCAAAUGAGAUUUUUCUUUACCUUCAUCAAUGAAAAACUUCCCGAAACCGAUGAGGAACUCGAAAAUGUCAUCCAACAUACUCAGGGACUAUUCCGAAUGUUUGCCAUCUACGAUUUGAUUGAAGACGUUUUCCGAAGUCUCUUGGCGAUUGUCGAGAAUAAUAAUAUGGAAUCACAGCGUCGAAAAGCGGCAAGUUUCUGGGCCAAUCAGAUUGUUCUGGGCUUCAUAGCUUUUCGCAGUUGUAAGGAGAUUUACAAAAUCGAAAAAGAGGAGAAUCCUACACAAAAUUUUGAUUUAAAUUCUCUUAACUUUGACAAUACCUCUAAAAGAGUUCUGCAAUUUUACGCUCGCUGUGGAAUCAAUUCUAAGACAACUCUGAUUUUCGGCGAUUCAGUUCGAAGACCAUGGGUGUGGACAUUCAAAAGGGAAUUUAUCACCGAAAGAAUUCUAUUUGUAAAUGAGUAUUCAAUUGAAGUGCUCAAGAAUGUCCUCCAUUUAGUUGAUCCACAGUUGACAGAAUCUGAGAUAAAAAGGCUUAAAACUUUGCUGGAUUUAAAUCUCAGCAAUGAAACAUUAAUAGACUGCCCAGAUGUUCCAAGUGACGACUUAAAUGAUACUGACAAUAUAUUUACACCAAAAGACGUAGUAAAUCAGCUCGAGAAUGGGAAUGACGAUGUUGAAAUGCAAGACGAAGUUGAUGAUGGUGUUAAAAAAUGCGGAGUGUGGUCAACUGUUCCAGAUUGCCAAGAUUGGUAUACAUGUCCAAUUGGAAGUCUAAUAUGGGACUAGAGCUAUUUAACUACUUUUCUUCACAUUGUUUUUAUAACGAACAACAAACUAAUAUCAUUAAAUCCAAUUGAAGUUCUUUAUUUAUUUUUGUUAAAAUGUUUAUUGAAAUAAAAAUGUGUUUUUUUUUUGUAAUGGAGUUA